GUGAUAAACAUAUUAUGUGUGUGUGUGUGUGUUUUCCACAGGGUAACUGUCCCAAAGUGAGCUCCAUCAACGACCGCAGCGACUGGAAGACGGUGAAGAAAGCCUUGACUGUGAUUGGCUUCAGCGAGGAAGAGGUGGAGGAGCUGUUGAACAUAAUUGCCAGUGUGCUCCACCUGGGGAAUGUGCAGUAUGGCGGAGAGGAAGGCACCGUCUGCAUCACCUCUGACACACAGAUAAAGUACCUGACCAGGAUCAACAGUUCACUGGCAUACACGGAUGACUCCUACAAGAACUGCUCAGUCAUCGGCCUGCUGGACAUCUACGGCUUUGAGGUCUUCCAGAACAACAGGCAGCCACCCAGUUCAAAGCAAGUCUGGCGAAACUAAUGGAGAUCCUCAUGUCGAAGGAGCCGUCGUACGUCCGCUGCAUCAAGCCCAUUGACUCCAAGCAAUCAGGUCGGUUUGACGAGGUGCUGAUCCGUCACCAGGUCAAGUAUCUGGGGCUGAUGGAGAAUCUGAGGGUGAGGAGGGCCGGCUUUGCUUACAGACGGCGCUACGAGGUCUU
Epinephelus fuscoguttatus (brown-marbled grouper) is the source of this 564-nucleotide messenger RNA. Its product is annotated as unconventional myosin-Ic-A-like. The transcript is spliced from 6 exons. Gene Ontology annotation, biological process: vesicle transport along actin filament; actin filament organization. Gene Ontology annotation, cellular component: actin cytoskeleton; myosin complex; cytoplasm. The record is from RefSeq and is a predicted model, not a curated record. NCBI's taxonomy places the organism in Eukaryota, Metazoa, Chordata, Actinopteri, Perciformes, Serranidae. Gene Ontology annotation, molecular function: actin filament binding; ATP binding; microfilament motor activity. Bases 15 to 386 code for a protein of 123 amino acids.